Messenger RNA from Chionomys nivalis (European snow vole), 6989 nucleotides. It is a transcript of the gene Zmynd8, whose product is annotated as zinc finger MYND-type containing 8. The record is from RefSeq and is a predicted model, not a curated record. The transcript has 21 exons. Gene Ontology annotation, molecular function: protein binding. Gene Ontology annotation, biological process: regulation of DNA-templated transcription. Bases 2302 to 5625 code for a protein of 1107 amino acids. Lineage: Eukaryota; Metazoa; Chordata; Mammalia; Rodentia; Cricetidae.
UGGUCCGUUUUACUAUAUGAAGCAGCCACUCACCACAGACCCUGUUGAUGUUGUACCGCAGGACGGACGGAAUGAUUUCUACUGCUGGGUUUGUCACCGGGAAGGACAAGUCCUUUGCUAGGGAAAGAGAAAUGUCUUGCCUCCUGCCUGCUCUACCCUGGCCGCCCCCUCUGGGGACCCGCCUCUGCGCUGGCUGCAGUGGGGCAGCCCUUGGGAAGACAUGUCGCCUUGCCUGUCCCCGCUUCUUCACAAGCCUUGGGAGCGCUUUCAGACCUGCGGCUGUGCCUCUGCUGCUUCUGCCGUGAGUGCCUUAGAAAGGGACCUUGUAGAUCUGUAAUGGUUGACGAUGCCAUUUGAAAAGAUCCCGGGCUGUGUUUCCCUCCUUCCUUCGGCUUUGAGUCCUCGCCAGCAGCCCAGCUGGGAAGACCGCUCUGGUGUGUGUGUGUGUUCCACGUGGCGACGUCUCAUGUUAACUUCCGUGCAACAAGCAUUUCUCCAGUGCCUGCUAGGUACUGGGGAUUCAACAGCGCUUUCGACAGAGAGGAGGAUAACCUUUUAUUAUUAUUGUUUCUAUUUGGACAAAACUCCAAAGACAGUUACUUAUAAUAAAUAGGUUGAAGAAAUGUGGAGAAAACGGACUAAGAAUCCAAGCCUGGGAAGGUCACACCGAGAUAUGAGGAGGAUCUGAAGGGCAUGACGUCUGGGCAGAGGAAGCCGCAGGUUCGGUACUGCGUUCUAGAGUGAAGGUAGCCCACCCCGCGUCUCCUCAGCAGCAAGGGUGAACUAUUUCGUCACGCAGCUGACUGCCUGAGCUCCCUCUGUUCCACGCAGCUCGCUGAUGCUCUCUGCACUGCUGAAAACAAGUGUCAGUCGCUCACAUCAUCUCAUAGAGCAUCUCUGGGAUUCCACCGUGCACUGGAUUAGAUUAGCGUCCUGUGUGAGAGGGACGUGUCACCUAGACGUGUGUGUAGGAGGAACUCAAUACAGGAAAACACGCUCGUCUUGCCACUCUUGGGUGGGGAAAGGAGAAAAAGAAGAAAAAAUACUCGAAAUUAAUUAGACUUCGAAACAAAUGAUGAUGGCCCUGAAGGGGUCUUGUGUCUCUGUCGCAGCCAGAGCCAGCUGACGGCUCCCUCGGGGUUCCUCCAGACAGGCUUGCACACUCUGCUGCCAGUUCCCUCCUGUUUAGAGCUAGCUUACCUCCCCUUAGUUUUGUGGGUCCCUGAGCCUCCAGCAGUUUUCUUCUGUCUUGAGCAUCCCCUGCUUUGUCCGAGUCCCCAGAUAGAGUGUGGUUGAGAUAGGCUGCCAUCUUUGCAAGCGAUGCUUGUAAUGAGUGCUGUCUGAGACGCCACAGUGUGUGACCACCCUGUGUGGGAAGUAGCCAGUGAGUAGGGCCUGCCAGGCUGUUGGGAGCCAAGUUUGCUGUCUCACCAUUUAAGAUGAUGGCCCUUCUCUGUCCCCUAGGCCAUGGUUUCCUUAAAAGAAUAGCACGUGUCCUAACCUCUCCUUUUUUAAGUGGGAGAGUUUUUUCCUAGUGUCCUCCAGCUAAUUUGCCCUUGGGCUCCUUGGUCAGCAUUGCUCACCAAUUCCCCUGUUGAAAAAGCUUGACUGAGACUCCUAUCCUGUGCUAAUCCAUCAGUCCCUGCCAGGAAGGAGGAAGAAGCUUAGAGGGGGGUAGGCAACGCCCUCUAUGCCCACUAUGGUUCUGCAGCACCCAGAAAGAACUGGGAUCCAAGCAUGCAGGUCUGCUUGCUGUGUGUUCAGAUUCAGGGCCCUAUUUCCCCCGCUCCCCACCCUGGAGUGAAUAGGAAAUGCAGCUGAGACGAUCAAAUGGGGUUGAUUUAUAUGCUCUGCACCGUUAUCAGUUUUUGAGUGACUCUGGCCCUUUUCUUGACAACCAACCACACUGGGAGUUCACUGGAAGGUCGGCCCCUGAGCUGUGACAGAUGGAAACUGGUUCCAAAUUACCUGGAGGGAAUGUCUCAGCUCUCCUUCCACAGAGAGGCCAGAAGAGUCCCCGACAUUUUAGGAUUUGCUAUUUUUUUUUUUUUGUUGUUGUUGUUGUUGCCACGUAACCCUCAGAGUCCCCAAGAUCUGGUAUGAGGCUUCUGUGGCAGUCUGGUUCCACUUGUUUUUCUGGGUCUUUUCUUUGAUAGGAAUGUCCUUUCUGAGAUGACCAUUGUGAGCUGGGUGUGGUGGCACAUACUUGUAAGCCCACUUGGGAGGCUGAGGCAGGAGGAUUAGGAGUUUGAAGCCAGCCUGGGCUACAUAGCGAGAUUCUUUCUCCAAAGAGAGAAGAGAAUGGGAGGGGAAGGAAGGAAGGAAAGAAAAGAAGAAAGAAAGAAGAUAACAGUAGCAGAAUGCAUCGAGACACAGAGCAAAGCCAUGACGAUGCUGACCAUUGAACAGCUGUCCUACCUGCUCAAGUUUGCCAUUCAGAAAAUGAAGCAGCCAGGGACAGACGCUUUCCAGAAGCCCGUUCCCUUGGAGCAGCAUCCUGACUAUGCAGAAUACAUUUUCCACCCCAUGGACCUUUGUACCUUGGAAAAGAAUGCAAAAAAGAAGAUGUACGGCUGCACGGAAGCCUUCCUGGCUGAUGCCAAGUGGAUCCUUCACAACUGCAUUAUUUAUAAUGGGGGAAAUCACAAGUUGACGCAAAUAGCAAAAGUCGUCAUCAAGAUCUGUGAGCAUGAGAUGAAUGAAAUUGAAGUAUGUCCAGAGUGCUAUCUUGCUGCUUGCCAAAAACGAGACAACUGGUUCUGUGAACCCUGUAGCAAUCCGCACCCUCUGGUCUGGGCCAAACUGAAAGGGUUCCCAUUCUGGCCAGCGAAAGCUCUGAGGGACAAAGAUGGGCAGGUUGAUGCCCGUUUCUUUGGACAACAUGACAGAGCCUGGGUCCCCAUCAAUAAUUGCUACCUCAUGUCUAAAGAAAUCCCCUUUUCUGUGAAAAAGACUAAAAGUAUCUUCAACAGCGCCAUGCAAGAGAUGGAAGUUUACGUGGAGAAUAUACGGAGGAAGUUUGGGGUUUUUAACUAUUCCCCGUUCAGGACGCCAUACACCCCCAAUAGCCAGUACCAAAUGCUGCUCGAUCCCAGCAACCCCAGCGCUGGCACUGCGAAGACAGACAAACAGGAGAAGGUGAAGCUCAAUUUUGACAUGACAGCGUCCCCCAAGAUCCUCCUAAGCAAGCCCCUUCUGAGCGGGGGCGCAGGCCGCAGGAUCUCCCUGUCCGACAUGCCACGCUCCCCCACCAGUACGAACUCUUCUGUGCACACGGGCUCCGAUGUGGAGCAGGACCCCGAGAAGAAGGCCCCAUCCAGCCACUUCAGCGCAAGUGAAGAGUCCAUGGACUUCCUUGAUAAGAGCACAGCUUCCCCAGCCUCCACAAAGACGGGGCAAGCAGGGAGUCUGUCCGGCAGCCCGAAGCCUUUCUCUCCGCAAGCACCGACACCCAUCAUGACGAAGACAGACAAGACCUCCACCACUGGGAGCAUCCUGAACCUGAACCUGGAUCGAAGCAAAGCCGAGAUGGACUUGAAGGAGCUCAGCGAGUCAGUCCAGCAGUCGGCCCCCGUCCCUCUCAUCUCUCCCAAGCGGCAGAUUCGAAGCCGGUUCCAGCUCAACCUGGACAAGACCAUAGAGAGCUGCAAAGCACAACUAGGCAUAAAUGAGAUCUCCGAGGACGUUUACACGGCCGUGGAGCACAGUGAUUCAGAGGACUCCGAAAAGUCAGAGAGCAGCGACAGUGAGUACGUCAGCGACGAGGAACAGAAGCCCAAGAAUGAGCCGGAGGACCCUGAAGAAAAAGAGGGGAGUCGGGUGGACAAAGAGGCCCCUGCCGUUAAAAAAAAGCCCAAACCCGCAAACCCGGUGGAGGUCAAAGAGGAAGCAAAAAGUAACUCGCCAGCCAGCGAGAAGGCAGAGCCUGCACCCGCCAAGGACAAGGCCAGCCUUGAGCCCGAGAAGGACUCAGAGAAGGCAAAGCCUUCGCCUCACCCUACAAAGGACAAGCUGAAGGGGAAAGAUGACACGGAUUCCCCCACAGUGCAUUUGGGCUUGGACUCCGACUCCGAGAGUGAACUUGUCAUAGACUUAGGAGAAGAUCCUUCUGGGCGGGAGGGUCGCAAAAACAAGAAGGAGCCCAAGGUACCAUCACCUAAGCAGGAUGGUAAACCGCCACAGUCUAUUGCGGCUGGCAACCAGUCUCCCCCAGAGACUCCUGUGCUCACCCGCUCGGCCACUCAAGCACCCGCGGCUGGCGUCACGGUGGCCGCCACCACCAGCACAAUGUCGACCGUCACAGUCACGGCACCAGCCACCGCCGUCACGGGAAGCCCAGUGAAGAAGCAGAGGCCGCUGUUACCGAAGGAGACUGCCCCGGCCGUGCAGCGGGUCGUGUGGAACUCAUCAAGUAAGUUUCAAACGUCCUCCCAAAGGUGGCAUAUGCAGAAGAUACAACGCCAGCAGCAGCAGCAACAGCAGCAACAGCAGCAGAGCCAACAGCAAAGCCAGCAGCAGCAACCUCACUCUUCCCAGGGGACAAGAUAUCAGACCAGACAGGCUGUGAAAGCUGUCCAGCAGAAGGAGGUCACCCAGAGCCCAUCGACUUCCACCAUCACACUGGUGACCAGCACUCAGCCAGCAGCUCUGGUCAGCAGUUCCGGCUCCGCAAGCACCCUGGCGUCUGCCAUCAAUGCCGACCUGCCCAUUGCCACCGCUUCAGCCGAUGUGGCUGCAGAUAUUGCCAAGUACACCAGCAAAAUGAUGGAUGCCAUAAAAGGGACAAUGACAGAAAUCUACAAUGAUCUCUCCAAAAACACCACCGGAAGCACAAUAGCUGAGAUUCGAAGGCUGAGGAUCGAGAUUGAGAAACUGCAGUGGCUGCACCAGCAGGAGCUUGCUGAGAUGAAGCACAACCUAGAGCUGACCAUGGCGGAGAUGCGGCAGAGCUUGGAGCAGGAGCGGGAUAGACUCAUUGGCGAGGUGAAGAAGCAACUGGAGCUGGAGAAACAGCAGGCGGUCGAUGAGACCAAGAAGAAGCAGUGGUGUGCCAACUGCAAGAAGGAGGCCAUCUUUUACUGCUGCUGGAACACCAGCUACUGCGACUACCCCUGUCAGCAGGCCCAUUGGCCCGAGCACAUGAAGUCCUGUACCCAGUCAGCUACUGCCCCUCAGCAGGAAGCAGAUGCUGAGGCAAGCACGGACACAGGAAAUAAGUCAUCCCAGAGCGGCUCCUCCUCCAGUGCACAGUCGGCACCGUCAGAAACGACCAAUGCCUCCAAAGAGAAGGAGACAUCGGCGGAGAAGAGCAAGGACAGCUCGACCCUGGAUCUUUCUGGCUCCAGAGAGACGACACCCUCCUCCAUUCUCUUGGGUUCCAACCAAGGCUCUGUUAGCAAGAGGUGUGACAAGCAGCCUGCCUAUACCCCAACCACCACAGACCACCAGCCGCACCCCAACUACCCAGCCCAGAAGUACCAUUCCCGGAGCAGCAAGACCGGUUUGUGGAGCAGCAGCGAGGAGAAGCGAGGGUCAGCCCGCUCUGAACACAGCGCAGGGACCAGCACGAAGAACCUCUUGCCCAAAGAAUCUCGGGAGUCUCGGUUAGACACUUUCUGGGACUAGGGUGCAUUGUGAGCCAGGAUAUACCUCCCUGUGAGGGGAAAUAAACCCAAACCACAGGAAGCAACAGAAACUGGAGAACAGCCACCAUUCAAAUUCCCAACACUCAGGCUCUGCCCGUGGGCUUGGCUGCAGGGCAGCAACUUGACUCCCUCCCAGCAUGGGCCUUGGCUGGGACUGCUGGACCUCGUGAGCCCAACACUUUAGGUGUAAGUAGGUACACUUUGUGACGUCACUGACCUAGCCUACCUUCCUUUUUCAUAUCUAUACUGACCUUAACUUAUAAGAAAAAAAAAAGAAAAACAAGUUAUAUAUAAAAGAAUUCUACAACGAAAAGAAUGUUUUGCUAAUCCAGAGGGCUGGCUAGUUAGCUCUCUGGUAUCACUGUGGUGUCAGGGCUGGGCCCAGGAAUGGCUAUUCUCACACAGGUCCUCCUCCUUGGAUAUCCAGAGGUUGGAGGGGGGGUAGCCACUGUCGCUCUGCAGCACACCACGACCGGGGCUCUCAGGCUGUGCUGUCCUGGACCCGCCACACCAAGCCAUCGGCCCCUCGCAGACCCUACAAGACGAUGUUAUGAAACACAAGCUCGCUGGGCUCGAAGGACACAGAGAGAAGUGUGUGUGUUUGUGAUUUCAGCUAUGGUUCCCCAAGGGGCAAAGCAGCCUGCUGUUUAUACAAGGUCCCCGUGAGCAAUCCCUGCUCCAUCAUGGAUGCAGACGGCAUUCACGUGGGGAUGCCCCUUCUUGCUGCCAAGCGCUUUCCAUAAACACUCACACAGAUUCGUGAAGAGAUAACACGUCUCAUAGCAAGAACCCAAAAGCAAGGUGCACGGUGAGGACAUGUGAGCCCGUGGAUGGAGCAUGUAUGUAUAAUUUAUAUGCUGGAGUUCUACGUUUUUUAUAUAAGCAUGAAACACAGGCAGUGUGAGAGAAAGCCAGGACCAGUCAUGCUGUCCCGUUAACGCUACGUCUGCUGUAGGUUCCCAUUUUGUAUGUUGUGUAAAACGAGCAUCGAUCGAAGCAACAGGCGAUGUGUGUAUAUGAGAAAAAUUAAUUGUAUAUCAUUCCAGUACAUUCCGUUGUACAUUUUAGUCUUUGUUUACUUUCUCUUCAUUGUUGCUAAGAGAACGCAAGCUGUGCAUUGUCCAGCUAGUUUACCCCACUAGAGAAGAAAGGAAGAAAUGCCGGAGGAGAGCAGGAGAGAAAGAACAUUCGUGAAUUGCAGUUGUCAAAAAACAAAACAAAAAAAAACAAACAAUCUAGCCUAGCUGGCCUUAUUUGGGAAGCGUAACUGCUUUUAGCAUAUGGGAGUAUUUUUUCACAUUUUCUUUGUAUAAAAUUUGUAUUAAACUUAAAUAUCUUUUUUGA